UAAAAGGAAAUAAAAUUGUUAAUGAGAAGUUAACUAAUCCCAACCCCAAAUAAAAGAUUGAAGAGGAAAUGAAUGGCAAUCUAGAAAUAGGCGUAGCAGAAAAACUGGUGAUACAAAGCAAUGGACCUGUCUUAACCGCCAUAUCUUUCUCGUUUUCUUCGCAAAACAACGUUGUUUCCUGGCCAUCAACCUCGUUUCUCUCUCUCUCUUAACACAAAAUCGUUGUAAUAACUACGAAACCAUCACAACUUCCAUACACAUAUUUCUUGUCUGACGUUGUUUGCGUCUCUAUUCCUCUCGUGUUGUUUUCAAAAAAAUGCUCUCCUUCUCUCCCUGCCCUCUCCCGCUGGACGUCUGACCAGAGAUUUUGUGUUGUGUGUUGUUAUUGCUACUUUAAUGGCCCAACAUACCACACGAGAUUCCUUCUCUGGUCCCAUUCUUUACGGCCCUUCCGCCACCGCCAUCGACCCUGCAGAGGCUGACCUCACAUGGCCUUUUGGAGACCUCGUCAGUCUCGACCGCGAGGACAUCCGAGAGACUGCAUAUGAAGUCUUCUAUACAGCUUGUCGAUCCUCCCCAGGAUUUGGUGGUGGCAGGAAUGCCAUCACUUUUUACUCUAACCAUCAUCAUCUUCAUGAUGCUGUAGAUAGCGGAGGAUCUGGGUCGACGUCGGGGUCGGGGUCAGUGUCUUCUAAUGGUGGCCGGGUGGGUGGCGGCUCUGUAGUUGUGACUACUCCAACAAGCAAGAUAAAACGGGCUCUUGGUCUAAAGAUGCUGAAGAGGUCGCCGUCCAGGAGAAUGUCUAGCGGGGCUAGCGGUGGGGGCGGAGGAGGCGGUGUGGUGGGGUCAACACCAGGAUCUCCAUGCAGUAGUACUCCAUCAAAUCAUAGCGGAGGAUAUAGCCCCUUUUCGACGCUUCAGACUGUGCCGAUGUCGAGGCCAAGGCGGCCUCUGACUUCAGCAGAGAUAAUGAGGCUACAGAUGAGGGUGACAGAGCAGAGUGAUAAUCGAUUGAGAAAGACGCUGAUGAGGACUCUAGUUGGCCAAGUGGGGGGAAGGAAAGCAGAGACGAUAAUCCUGCCAUUGGAGCUGCUCCGCCACCUUAAACCAUUAGAAUUCGGUGAUACGCACGAGUAUCAUCUUUGGCAAAGGCGCCAGCUCAAAAUCUUGGAGGCCGGCAUCCUCCUCCACCCAACAAUCCCACUAGAAAAAUCUAAUUCCUACGCUAUGCGUCUUCGAGAAAUUAUCCGUUCCAGUGACACAAAACCCAUUGACACAAGCAAAAAUUCUGACACCAUGAGAACCUUAUGCAACUGUGUUGUUACCUUGUCUUGGCGAAGCCCUACCGGUGCACCCAGCGAUGUCUGUCAUUGGGCUGAUGGCUUCCCUCUCAACCUUCACAUGUACACAUGCCUUCUUCAAGCAAUUUUUGAUUUCAGGGAUGAGACAUUAGUCCUUGAUGAGGUUGAUGAGCUUGUGGAGUUGAUGAAAAAGACAUGGUCUACACUCGGAAUCAAUAGACCAAUACACAAUCUUUGCUUUACUUGGGUGCUUUUUCAACAAUAUGUGUUGACAUCUCAAACUGAACCUGAUCUUCUCUACGCUGCGCAUGCUAUGUUGUCUACGGAGGUAGCAAAUGAUGCAAAGAAGCCAGACAGAGAGGCAAUCUAUGUUAAGCUUUUGUCUUCUAUGUUAGCUUCGAUGCAGGGGUGGGCUGAGAGGAGAUUGCUUCAUUACCAUGACUAUUUCCAGAGGGGAAAUAUUUUCUUGAUUGAGAAUCUUUUGCCUCUGGCUUUAUCAGCAUCAAAGAUUUUAGGCGAGGAUGUUACUCUCAUUGAAGGAACGGGGAAAGAAGACUGGAAGAUAGUGGAUUCUUCUGGAGAUAGAGUGGAUCACUAUAUUCGAGCUUCUAUAAAGAACGCAUUUGCAAGGAUAAUAGAAACUGGAAGCUAUAAGAGAACGUGCGUGGAAGUGAAAGAUGAGGCCAGCGAGGCUCUCCUCCAAUUAGCUAAAGAAACAGAGGAUUUGGCCUUGAGAGAGAGGGAAAGUUUUAGUCCAAUACUGAAGAAAUGGCAACCAAUUGCAGCUAGUGUUGGGGCUGUAACACUACACCAGUGCUAUGGGGUAGUUUUGAAGCAGUAUCUUGCUGGGAUGUCCUCGCUCAACUGUGAGUCAGUUGAAGUACUUCAGAGGGCUGCAAAGCUAGAAAGGUUUUUGGUUCAAAUGGUGGUUGGAGACUCAGCAGAUUGUGAAGAUGGAGGCAAAUCAAUCGUGCGAGAGAUGAUUCCAUAUGAAGUUGAUGCAGUCAUAAUGAGGGUCAUGAAACAAUGGGUCGAUGAAAGGAUGAAAAAAGGGAAAGAAUGUUUUGUCCGAGCCAAAGAUACUGAAACAUGGAAUCCUAAAUCCAAAAGUGAGCCGUAUGCACAAUCAGCUGUGGAGUUGAUGAAAUUUGCAAAGGAAACGGUAGAAGAAUUCUUUGAAACUCCUGUUGGAAUUACUGAUGAUCUCGUUAGUGAACUUGCCGAAGGCUUAGAGCAUCUCUUCCUGAAAUACAUCAAAUUUGUAGAAGCUUGUGGCUCAAAACAGAGUUAUGUCCCCACUCUACCUCCCCUAACCAGAUGCAAUCGCGACUCCAAGUUCUUCAAGUUGUUUAAGAUGACUACUCCAUGCAGUGUUUCCACAGAAGAAAUGCAGCGAGAAGGAGUAGCAGAAGCUCACCAUCCAAGGCCAUCAACAAGCCGAGGAACACAACGUCUUUACAUCCGUCUCAACACUCUGCACUAUCUACUCUCUCACCUCCAUUCUUUGGACAAGUCCCUUUCCCUUGCUCCAACAACUAUUUCUUCAGGCCGUACUCGUCAUACUAGCCAUCGCAGGAACCGUUCUACUGCCUCUUCUUUCUUUGAAGGAGCCUAUUCAUCCAUUCAAUCUGUCUGUCAACAUGUAUCAGAAGUUGCUGCAUAUCGUUUGAUCUUCCUUGAUUCGAAUUCUGUAUUCUAUGAAACACUCUAUGUGGGUGAUGUAGCACAUGCCAGGAUUAGGCCUGCUUUGAGAAUCCUGAAGCAGAAUCUUACUCUUUUAACAGCAAUUCUUACAGACAGAGCUCAGGCUUUAGCAUUGAGAGAAGUGAUGAAGGCGACGUUUGAGGCUUACCUCAUGGUAUUGCUUGCUGGAGGAUACUCCCGGAUGUAUUUUAGAUCUGAUCAUCCAAUGAUUCAAGAAGAUUUCGAGAAUCUGAAGCGUGUUUUCUGCACGUGUGCUGAAGGGUUAAUGAAUGAGGAGCUGGUUGAGAAGGAGGCCGACAUAGUUGAAGGGGUAAUAAAAUUGAUGGGUGAAAGUACAGAGCAGCUAGUGGAAGAUUUCAGCAUCGUGUCUUGUGAAACAAGCGGUAUGGGAGCUGUGAGUGCAGGGCAAAAACUACCAAUGCCCCCAACGACGGGAAGGUGGAAUAGAGCAGACCCAAACACAAUAUUAAGAGUGUUAUGUUACAGAAAUGAUAAAGCAGCAAAUCAGUUCUUGAAGAAAUCUUUCCAAUUGGCAAAGAGGAAAUGAAAGAUAAUGAUAAUUUUGACCUUUGUAAAUUAUAGCCGGCUAAGGUUGUCUAACUUUAUAGGCAUUGUAAUUUAUGCACUUCCAGCGUAUGUAACAAAAAUGAACAAAAAAAAGAAAAAGAAAUUAUGAGAGAGCUAUUGUAACAUAUCAAGAACUGCUUGGCCGAAGUUCUUUGUAGAGCUAGUCAGCUAGGAAUUGUUUGUAGUAAAUAUAUGCUCUGGCAAACUUUUGUUGUGAAGUUAUCGGAACUAAGUUAUGUGAAACGCGUAUAUUAUGCUUUUGUUCAUUUUGUAUAUCAAUUAAUCAGAGUGGCGCAGCGGAAGCGUGGUGGGCCCAUAACCCACAGGUCCCAGGAUCGAAACCUGGCUCUGAUAAAAGAAUGGCCUUUUGUUUUAUUUUUUUUUUUUGCGCUUUCGAUUUUCCUUUGGGCUCUGAUAGUUGUAUCGUCUCUGUAAAAGUCGGAUAAUCCUACACUAGGCUCUUAGCUAGCCCAUAAGGUUGGGCAUUUAUGGGCUUGAACCUCAGCCCACU
Messenger RNA from Manihot esculenta (cassava), 4083 nucleotides. RefSeq names its product protein unc-13 homolog. NCBI's taxonomy places the organism in Eukaryota, Viridiplantae, Streptophyta, Magnoliopsida, Malpighiales, Euphorbiaceae. The record is from RefSeq and is a predicted model, not a curated record. Bases 397 to 3552 code for a protein of 1051 amino acids. The transcript has 5 exons.